Saccostrea cuccullata (small rock oyster) is the source of this 811-nucleotide messenger RNA. RefSeq lists its product as uncharacterized. The transcript is spliced from 2 exons. Gene Ontology annotation, biological process: regulation of microtubule polymerization or depolymerization. The coding region runs from base 80 to 466 and encodes 128 amino acids. NCBI's taxonomy places the organism in Eukaryota, Metazoa, Mollusca, Bivalvia, Ostreida, Ostreidae. The record is from RefSeq and is a predicted model, not a curated record.
CGGAAGUUGUGCAUAUUUCAACCGGAAGUUGACAUUUUAUAAAUAGCGUCCUAAACAACCAAGAGCUCGUGCUUUAAAAAUGGAAGAAGACAGUAAAUAUACCUCGUUUGAUGUGGAUAUGGGGUCUCCCUGUCGUAAAUCUAAACCCCCUGAGAGAUUAACAAAAUAUCAACGUCAUCACACUACACAAGAAGAAAUACAGGCCAAACAAAUCGCUGCAGAAGAGAGACGAAAGAUCUAUGAACAAGAAAAGCUGACGAGAAUCCAAGAAAGGAGUGAAGAGUGUUCCAAAAUUAAUUCUAAAGUGAGUCAUUUGUUGGCUCUUGAUGCCAAGAGACAAGGCCUGCCUGAUACAAGUCACAUAAAACCCAUCUCUACAAGGGAGGCUGUGCAGUCCAUUAAAUCUCUCAGUAAAGACUUCUCUAAAAUAACACAAGGCUUCAAUGUGAAUCAGAUGCAAUCAUAAUAUUUACCUCCAUCUUACAAUUUCCUCCUAUUGGGAAAAGUAAACAUCAUGUACUUCAGGAAAAUGUACCAAGUACAUAAAGUUCCUUUCAUAUUUCAUGAAGUUCCAAAGGACAAGAAUUACUGAAGUUGAUCAAUGCAUUUACAAUAUGAAUUUUAAAUGCCAGUGCAAUACCAACAUCACUGGAAUGGAAUUACAAGGAUUUAUUUAAUAGUUGAAAAAAAGUGGACAUGCAGUUCCUUGCCAAGUGUUAACGUUCAGUAACAAUAGCCAAGACAUGUUACUUGAAUAAUUUAUUUCAGUUCUUUCAUUGUUUAUACAAAUAAACACUUACAAGAAAUCUUU